Messenger RNA from Penicillium egyptiacum, 3294 nucleotides. Lineage: Eukaryota; Fungi; Ascomycota; Eurotiomycetes; Eurotiales; Aspergillaceae. The record is from the annotation of a GenBank genome assembly.
AUGGUAUCGCCUAAAUGUCGAUCGCACGCUAGUGCUGAUCAUAUUGAAGACUCCAACGCUACUGCCAAUCUGUUUUUAGGCGGCGUGCGGAGGAACUGGAUGGGUCCACAGACUAACGCCCCAGAGAACUCCGCUACGCGAAAUCCUCGCGUUGGGGUCGACCUUACAGUCCCUCCCGACUCCCUUCCGCACGAGGCUGUCUUAAUGUCCCCCGUUACGCCUGGUGAGACCCUUAACCAACCUCCCUCACGUGGACCUGUUCAUACGGCACAUACGGCAAAAAAACCCGAUACUCGAGCGACGGCUCUUCCCUCGCCCGUUCCCAGUACAAAUUCUCACCCAAGUCCCGUGAACGGCAAUGCGAUCGUCUCAAAUCGACCUUCCACACUGCCACCAGUCUCUACACAACUCACGGCACAGCGUGGCAAUGAUGAUCGCAUGGAGGUCCAACCUCCUAGCGGGCUCGCCACGUCACGAAGCGUGACCCAGUUCCCUAUAAUGGAACCCAACUGGUCCACAAACUCGCCCUCGAUCACAGGAACACGAACAGGCCAUAGCACGGAAGAACACAUAGUGUCGGGGUCACGACCUAGUCCGCAGAAUGGGGGAGCUGGGGCGGCCAUCGCCAAUGAGGUAUGGGAGCAAUGGUCUGGUCGAUUGGAUGCCUUGGUAAACGAUUUGUCUGCAAAGGGAGCACUGCCUCCUGCUCGCUUGAGGGACACAACUAUUACUCGGCCCCGGAUCCAGUUAUUGCGCAAUGCCAUUACUCGUAAGGACGCUUUCUAUCUGGUGAUGCAUCAAUUGUACUGUCGAUAUAGCAUUGAUCCAAGUACAUUGGGUCAAAUUAGAGCCCCUGAGUCGGGCAUGCGAUCACUUAUUCCUCUUCUGGAAGACAAUGGAAAGAUGCAUGAUGCCGCCGUCAUUGGGUUCGCCCAUUUCCCAGCAUCUCCACAGCAGUUGAUGCAGAGCAUCUGGUACCUCCAGGUGUUGUCCGGUGUUCCUGAAUUUUUAUCACGGCUUGCAACUGAAUGGCAUGGCGUCUGGCUUUACUCUCUUCAGUCUCAUCACCCCCCGUUGGUGUCUCACCUUUCGCAAGCAUUUGCUUGUCCAUCUCCGAUUUUGAUGUCGGUGAUGUUCACGUGUGUCGCACGGCGCCUUCACCACGACAAUGACAUCGAACCCCUUCUGGAGUUGUUUUGGAAAGAUUUAGAAGCUUUCCAGCAGUGUAAGGAAUCUGAAACUUCCGAGACGACCCUGCAGGCUCUCAACUGGAAAUUUUCCCAAGCGUAUCUCAACUUCCCACGUUCGUCCGAAUUACAAACACCAUCUUCCUCUCACCCUGCACGACCUCCCAGACCUCAGAAUCAAGCCAUGUCUCAAGCUGCCCCACUAGGACCGUCAUCCCAUCCCAGAUCUUCGGUUGCUGGUGUCAGUCGACCUGCCACAAAUUCACCUGCUGCAAGCCCACUUGCUGCAGCUCGACAGCAUUUCCCCGCAAAUUUGCCCCAGGGCCAGGUUGUUGGUCCAGCUGCUUGGUCCUAUCAAUUUGGCGCUAACUCAGAAACGCAGAAUAACCCACAGUCUCCUUCUCACAACCCCAUUUCACAGGGGCAAGGACAGGGACAGGGACCAGGAACAGGACCGUGGUAUCCCGUGAAUUCAAAUAUGAUUCCGCAUAUGAACCCACAGAUGAACCCACAGAUGCAAAUGCACAUGCAGGCACAGCUUGGACAGGGACCACCUUCUCGGAGGCACCAAUCACUGCCAGGUUCCCAUGGCCAACAAAUGCAGCGUCAAACAAUGAUGCCUACGACUUCAGUAAGGCCUGCUAACCCCUCCACCACCUCCCUCCAAUCGAGUGCUCUCACUUCUGCUCAGUCAGCGCAGUCACUCCAUGCUCCAUCGCCCAUAUUCACGACGCCGACUACAACAUACCAUAUGGCCCAGCACCCGCUGCCACCACAAAGGCCUAAUAACCAUCACAACCGACAGCAUUCGAUGACUUCGCAGUCGUCUGCUUCGCCGAGCACAUGUGCGCCUCCUCAGGGACAUCCUCCUCAGCGACAGCCUCUACAGGGACCGUAUUUCCAGCCUUUACCUAACUCUACCUUCCUCCCGUUACCUGGCUACAGAGCACCCAUGAUGGUGAACCCAAAUCCAACGCGUCUCGGCCUACAUCUGGUCGACCUCCGCGAUCCUAUGAAGAAGCUGGUAAAACAGAGUUCAGAUGGCAACGACAUUGAGACUGAUUUGUUUACCUAUCUCAAUACCUUCGUUAUACGCCCAAUUGUCGUCGACGUUGACCAGCCGAUCUACAAGUGGAAUUUCUCUUUUACGCAUGAUGAGUGGCAAAAGUUCCCACAUGUAGCUCACGGGAACGACGGCCAAUAUUCAAUUUGGACAUUUAGGCCCGGUUGCCGGACUACUCGCCUGCGAUGCAUUCGUCUUCCUGGCAAUCUGGACACUGUGACGGAGCAGACCUGGUCUACCGCGGGCACUUUCUGGCCCAGUGUCUUUUACAUUACUGUGAACGGCACAGAGCUCUAUGUGCGCCGAAAGGUUUACAACGGAAAAGACCUGCCUUUGGACAUCACCGAGUACCUCAAAGCAGGCGAAAACAGCGUACGGCUCGAUAUGAUCUUAGCACAGGAUGAGUGCAAGACCUCCAGAUACUUCUUUGGGGUGGAAGUCAUGGAGGUCGCCGAGUUCGACCAGAUACUCAGCCUGAUCCAAUCCGUCUCAGCCGCCGACUCUCGUGCAGCAAUCAAAAAGCGUCUCUCUACCAUCACCGACGAUGAUGACCUGGCAGUCGUCACCGACAACCUCACAAUCGACCUAGUGGACCCCUUCAUGGCACGCAUCUUCGAUGUCCCCGUUCGCUCGCGCCACUGCAACCACCACGAAUGCUUCGACCGUGACACUUUUAUAAGAACCAGGAAGUCCGUAUCCGGCCCGACACCGAUGGUCGAUAACUGGCGCUGUCCGAUCUGCAAGGGAGACGCACGCCCCCAGUUCUUGGUCGUCGAUCAGUUCCUUGUCGAGGUCCACACCGAGCUUGCCCGUACUAACCGACUUGAUGGGAUUAGAGCAAUCCAGAUUAAAGUUGAUGGAACCUGGACCGCCAAGUACGACACCGAUGACACCUCACCCGGGGCAGACAGACCCUUCUCUCCAAAGCGCAAGGCUGAAGGCUCUUUGGGCUCUGUUGCCGUGCGCACCAAGAGCGAUGUGCCUAGUGGUAGCCACAGCCCGGCUGUUCGCACCCAAGAACAUACGGUCAUUGAAUUGGACUAA